This is a messenger RNA of Blumeria graminis f. sp. triticale, 834 nucleotides long. The record is from the annotation of a GenBank genome assembly. NCBI's taxonomy places the organism in Eukaryota, Fungi, Ascomycota, Leotiomycetes, Helotiales, Erysiphaceae.
AUGCAUCUAAAUUUCCUACUUGCUUCCCUAAUUUUGGCUACGGGCUGCGACGCCGCCUCAACGUGUUGGUAUCCCGAUGGCGUAACCAGUGACCCCAGUCAUGUGCCCUGCAAUCAAACUAUCAAUACAGCUUCUGCCUGUUGCAACUCUCACGACGCUUGCUCGUCUGGAUUGUGUGUUAGCAUGUACGGUGCUUAUCGUGGAACGUGUACCGAUCAGAGCUGGAAUUCUCCAAAUUGUGGUUCAAGGGAAUGGCCUCAAUGUAUAACAGAUCCCUCAACGCGUCGAAAAUAUAGCCAGUCUACUUCCAUUUUACCGUGUGCAUCGCCUGGAACUCAAGGUGAAAGCUACUGCUGUAGCUAUUCAAAUGGAUCUUCUUGUUGCAACGACCAAUUCCGUCUAGGGAAUUCUGGACCUAUAUAUAAACCAGGUCUCGAUAUAAUGCUCAACGAUAUCAGUUCCUCAUCUGGCUCUAACACAACUAAUAUAACCAAUGUGCCUUCAUCAGCCGGUCAAGAUAUUGCCACCAAAGUCGGGUUGGGAGUGGGAAUUCCGCUCGGUGUCUUUGUUGUUGGCCUCCUCGGCUUUCUCUUCUAUCGCGAAUCACAUAAAAACUCAAACGAACGAAAUCCAGCAGCAGCAUCUCUCAGUCUAGUGAACUCAAGAACCCGGCAUUUACCCAUGGAGCAAAAUGAUGCUUAUGAAAGUUAUUCUAGCCCCCAGAGUUACCCUGUCUCGGAAACUACUCAGCACCAUCCUUAUUCACCUCAUAACCUUAAACCCGACCCAGUUUUUGAAGCGCCCGUAAGCAACCUGCACGAAAUGCGCGGCUAA